Molecule: messenger RNA, 1978 nt
Organism: Exophiala mesophila
Lineage: Eukaryota; Fungi; Ascomycota; Eurotiomycetes; Chaetothyriales; Herpotrichiellaceae
Product: 4-aminobutyrate aminotransferase
Exons: 1
Coding region: 204-1769 (521 amino acids)
Biological process (GO): GABA catabolic process
Cellular component (GO): mitochondrion
Molecular function (GO): pyridoxal phosphate binding
Source: RefSeq, a predicted model, not a curated record
ACUUGCUCCAAAGGUAGACGUCUCCUCAGUUACUCUUGGAACAGAGGUUGACUUCCAUACAUAUCAAGUUGAAGGAGACAACGACGACCUUUUGCUCCCCAAACCACCCUCCGAAUCUCUCCACUCAUUCAAUUCUACUAUUGUGAUCGUGAAGUUUUCCUUGACUCCCUCUAGUUGGAGUGGACGUUCAAAGACACGACACCAUGGCAACCUUUCUACGAGCGUCGAGCAACUUGCGCUCUUUGGGCCGCCUCGCGGCUCCAGUGAGAUCUCCUCUCAGGUCCUACGCUAUCCGCACCCUCGCAACGUCUACCGAACCUCGCAAAGCCGCAGCUGCGGCCGCGCAGUCCUACGAGUCACCGCUUUCCGAGACUCCCUAUUUUGCAGAUGAACCUGUUGGCCCAAGAGUCGUCACGCCCAUCCCGGGCCCCAAGAGCCAGAAGGCCAUUGAGGAGCUCCACAAAGUGUUUGACACUCGCAGUCUGAAUAUGAUGGCAAACUACCAGCAGAGUUACGGCAACUAUAUUGCAGACUUGGAUGGAAACGUGCUUCUUGACGUUUAUGCUCAGAUCGCCUCCAUCCCAGUUGGCUAUAGUAAUCCUGCACUGCUGCUAGCAGCACAGUCUCCAGAAAUGGCCUCUGCUUUGAUCAAUCGACCUGCUUUGGGCAAUUUCCCCCAGCACGACUGGGCCUCCAUCCUCGAAACCGGUGUCCUCCGUGUGGCACCCAAAGGCUUGGACCAAGUCUUCACUGCAAUGGCCGGAUCCGACGCCAACGAGACCGCUUACAAGGCUGCUUUUAUGUGGAAACGUCAACAAGAGCGCGGUGGUCCACAUGUGGAAUUCACCGAGGAGGAGACAUUGUCUGCUAUGACAAACCAGAUGCCAGGCUCGCCUCAAAUGUCAAUUCUAUCCUUCAAGACCGGAUUUCACGGCCGUCUGUUUGGAAGUUUGUCCACCACUCGCAGCAAGCCUAUCCACAAACUCGAUAUCCCCGCAUUCGACUGGCCGCAGGCCCCAUUCCCAGUUCUCAAGUAUCCUCUCGAACAGUAUGCCGCAGAAAACGCGGCCGAAGAGAAGCGCUGUCUCGAAGAGACUGAGGAUAUCAUUAAGAACUACCACAACAAGGUGGCUGCCAUCGUGAUUGAACCUAUUCAGUCGGAAGGCGGUGACAAUCACGCCAGCCCAGAAUUCUUCCGUGGCCUUCGCGAGAUCACGCGCCGGAAUGAGGUUCUCAUGAUUGUUGACGAGGUGCAGACUGGCGUGGGAGCUACAGGCAAAUUCUGGGCUCACGACCAUUGGAACUUGCAAGACCCGCCUGAUAUGGUGACAUUCUCUAAGAAGGCCCAGACGGCUGGAUACUACUUUGGCAAUCCCGAUCUCCGACCCAACAAGCCAUACCGGCAAUUCAAUACUUGGAUGGGAGAUCCUGCCCGUGCCAUCCUUUUCCGGGCCAUCAUUCAAGAGAUUGAAAGACUCAACCUCGUGGCCAACACGGCCAAUGUUGGAGAUUAUCUGUUUGCGGGAAUUCAAGCCUUGGCCCAGAAAUAUCCCGACCAUUUCCAAAACCUUCGUGGUAAAGGACAAGGAACUUUCAUUGCCUUUGAUAACCCCAAACGAGACCAGUUCUUGGCCAAGGCUAAGACCUUGGGGAUCAACAUUGGUGGAAGUGGAGCUUCAGCGGUCCGCUUGCGACCCAUGUUGAUCUUCCAGAAGCAUCAUGCUGACAUUCUGCUGGAUGCUUUUGAGAAGCUGGCGAGAUCCUUGUAAUGUGUCUGAUCAAAAGUUGGUCAUUCUCAGUGAUAAUCCGUGCUUCAUGUCCAAACGUUGGGUACAUGGAAAAGGCCAAAGGUCGGUGACCGAGGCGAACGCGAGUUCGCAAGGGUGGCGGUGGGCGGUCUGUAAUUUGUCCAUAGUUGAGCGAUCUGCUCCUGGAGUUUAGGACAGCUUGAUUGAAUAUAAGUCUUCCCAUAUGCAAA